Quercus lobata is the source of this 1992-nucleotide messenger RNA. RefSeq names its product probable tRNA N6-adenosine threonylcarbamoyltransferase. Gene Ontology annotation, biological process: tRNA threonylcarbamoyladenosine modification. The coding region runs from base 564 to 1625 and encodes 353 amino acids. Gene Ontology annotation, cellular component: cytoplasm; EKC/KEOPS complex. The record is from RefSeq and is a predicted model, not a curated record. The transcript is spliced from 5 exons. Lineage: Eukaryota; Viridiplantae; Streptophyta; Magnoliopsida; Fagales; Fagaceae.
AAAGGACAGUUCUCUCACAUCUGUCAAAAAAACAAUCAAAGUACAGUUCAGUAGAGAUAGAGAGAGAGGAGCCCCGCCACCGCUCACCGCCCACAGCGCUACACGCGGCACGCCUUCCGUCGCCGCACGCCGGAAACCACCGGAUUGAUAAUAAUAAAACAUAAUUUGAGACUCUUGACACAGUGACAUAUGCUGGGUUAUAAUAUCUGGCAGUAGAAGAACAUGUCCCUGCUGUUGUUGCUUCUGAAAAUCCAUGACCCACUUCAUACAGUAUCAUUGUACCUUCAAAGACAAUACUAUUUCAUUGAUUCCAAACCAGAUAAGCAGUGACAGAACAUACAAAAAAAUUCAACAUAGCUGAAAGUUGAAGGCCAUUCAACUUUGUCAAUCACCUUGCUCAUAUCAAGCUUAAAGCCAUUUGCCCAUUUCCUCCUUUUUUUUUUCCUCAUACUCAUCAAAUGAAGUGUCUCAAACGCGAACAUUAUCAGUUAUAAGCCAUCCUGGAACGAAAGCACUCUGUGAGUCUGAAAUAAUCCAAGGGUAUUCUUAUUAUUAAUUUUAAAAUGAAGAAGAUGAUAGCCCUAGGCUUUGAGGGUUCAGCCAACAAGAUUGGUGUUGGGGUUGUAACUUUAGAUGGCACCAUUCUAUCAAAUCCACGUCAUACCUACAUUACCCCUCCUGGCCAAGGAUUCCUUCCCCGAGAAACUGCUCAACACCAUCUCCAACACAUUCUUCCAUUGAUCAAAUCUGCUUUGAAGACUGCCCAAAUAACCCCAGAUGAAAUAGAUUGCCUAUGUUACACCAAGGGCCCUGGCAUGGGAGCACCACUACAAGUUGCUGCUGUUGUUGUUCGGAUUCUUUCACAGCUGUGGAAGAAGCCCAUUGUUGCAGUUAACCACUGUGUGGCACAUAUUGAGAUGGGGAGGAUUGUGACUGGGGCAGAUGAUCCUGUUGUAUUGUAUGUUAGUGGUGGGAAUACACAGGUAAUAGCAUAUAGUGAAGGGCGGUACCAGAUUUUUGGGGAGACCAUUGAUAUUGCAGUUGGAAAUUGCUUGGAUCGAUUUGCUAGGGUGUUAACACUCUCCAAUGAUCCAAACCCUGGAUAUAACAUUGAGCAGCUUGCAAAGAAAGGAGAACAAUUUAUAGACCUUCCUUAUGUUGUAAAAGGGAUGGAUGUAUCUUUUAGUGGAAUAUUGAGCUAUAUUGAAGCCACUGCUGUGGAGAAGCUAAAAAAUAAUGAGUGCACCCCUGCAGACUUGUGUUACUCCUUGCAGGAAACUGUGUUUGCCAUGCUUGUGGAGAUUACAGAACGGGCAAUGGCACACUGUGACACGAAAGAUGUUCUUAUUGUUGGUGGUGUUGGUUGCAAUGAGCGUUUGCAGGAGAUGAUGAGAACAAUGUGCUCAGAGCGUGGUGGAAAGUUGUUUGCUACUGAUGACAGGUAUUGCAUUGAUAACGGAGCAAUGAUUGCAUACACUGGUCUCCUUGCUUAUGCUCAUGGCACGGUAACUCCACUGGAGGAAUCGACUUUCACCCAGCGGUUCCGUACUGAUGAAGUACAUGCAAUCUGGAGACAGAAAAAGGAGCCUUCUAACAUGAAUGGCCUCAUGCAGGAAAGUAGCUAAAUCUAGAAGAUCUAGUGGUAUGGUCUUUCUAAUGCUUGCGAGAAUUAAGAUCAAUAAUGAAUUCCUUAUUUAAAUAUUAGUAUGAAAAUGUUACAAUAUUCAAAGGAGAAACUGACUUAGCUAUGCUGCCAUGGAAUUUAAAAUAGUAUUUGGUACCAAUCAAGAAACAUACAUUCACGAAUUGUACUAAAUGUAUUACUUAUUGAGUAGCUAUAUGUUAGUUUACAGUUAUUGUAUGGGUUAUUCUGAGGACAUUUUGCUGUGGGCUGGUACACACAAAUUUUGAUUGGAUAUAUUUUACCAGUGAUUAUGGUUAUAGGGCUUGGAAUUUGGUUCCUAACCUUUCAGGAUGGAGCUAUUUGACUAA